AUGGCCAGCCUAGACCCCAGUGAGUAUGGUAUCUACCAGCUACUACCCCCUAACGGUACCCGACGACCGGGGAAAGAUUAUUCUGGGACAAUUCUCAUUCAUUGGAUGCGUAUUAUGGAUACCCAGGAGGACGUGGUGGAUUCUAAAUCUCAAGUGGCCGAAUUUGAGUAUAAAGGCGGAAAGCUGAUAGAAUCAACCAAAAAUGAGCUCUGUUACCUACGGCAUAUCCUCAAGGGCCUGCCCCUAGGAUCUACCUUGGCAAUUCGACCUAGGGGGUAUAAAUUUUUCGGCGCAAGGGUGAAAAGAACAGGGAAUAAGCUGAUCCUUGUAUUAGAAACACAGGCUUUCCUGGGGAGGGGUCAAAUGAAAGGUUUACUCUGUAAGAGGACCCAACCUCAAAAGGUUUAA
Molecule: messenger RNA, 408 nt
Organism: Microsporum canis CBS 113480
Lineage: Eukaryota; Fungi; Ascomycota; Eurotiomycetes; Onygenales; Arthrodermataceae
Exons: 1
Coding region: 1-408 (135 amino acids)
Source: RefSeq, a predicted model, not a curated record